GGAUGCGAGAGUGUAGCAGCGUUUCUCUCUCUCUCUCUCUCUCUGUAUUCAGUGCCUCUGCCAAAACCAGAUGGCACAGACAGACAGUGUGGAGGAGUAUGAAGGCUCAAAGCGAUCUCGGUGGCUAAAAUUCUGCAUAAUUUAGUUUAGGACUUUAUAGCCAUCGGUGCCCCAUACUCCUCGUUCCAUCACACAUCUCUUCUUCCUCUUCUCCUUCAUGCGAUGUGAUGUCACUCUAAUUCAUUCCUUCCUCCAUUCCCCAUUCCCCCUUUCCCCCAUUCCCCUUCUUCGCCAUGACCGCCUCUCAACUCAUCUCCGUUAGUCCCGACGAACUCCGCUUCCAUUUUGAGUUGGAGAAGCAAACGUUUUGCGAUCUUAAGGUCCUCAAUAACACACAGAAUCAUGUUGCUUUCAAGGUCAAAACCACUUCUCCCAAGAAAUACUUCGUACGACCUAACACCGGUGUCGUACACCCCUGGGACUCCUGUAUCAUCAGAGUCACCCUCCAAGCCCAACGGGAAUACCCUCCAGACAUGCAAUGUAAAGACAAGUUUCUCUUACAGAGUACAAUAGUGAGUCCAAAUACUGAUGUUGACGACCUCCCAGCAGAUACUUUUAAUAAGGAAAGUGGUAAUUCAAUAGAGGAGUUGAAAUUAAGAGUUGCAUAUAUCUCUACUGCCUCACCCGAAGGAAGCUCUGAAGAUGAUGCAUCAAGGAGCUCACAUAAACUCGAUUCCUCUUCUCAUUAAUUCCACUUUGUUCAUGCACAACCUAUUACUCGUGAUACUUGCUGCAUUUGGUGGAAACAACGUAGGACUUGGUAUUUGAGAAAGCUAGAAAACAUAUUAAGAUUGAUAAGUAAAGACAAAAUAAAAAUUGAAAUCAGUGAAACAUUUGAACUUCCUUCUAUAGGUCCCUUCUGAUUGAAAAUAUAAGCAUGUGUGGCAUCAAGCUUCUCUAUCUAGUUUAUUCUGCUUAGUUUUUACUUUAUAAUUUUAUGGAGGUGUUUCCUCGGCUUUUAAGUGGCAUAAAACAUCUAGCAGAGUGUGCACUCCACAAAUUGACCCAUGAAAGGAGUGUUAUGCUCAGGUCUUUAGUUAAUUUGUGGAGAAUAUACUUAUAACUUUAAUUCUUGUGGGACUGUUUAUAGAUUAUAUCAUUUGUACACGCUGAAUUUAAAGUAAUUACUACUGUAUUUAUGAUACCAGUUUAUUCUUUUAGGUUAAGACAGUUGUAUCGACUGCUUUUAAUUUCAUUCCAUUCACAUGCAUACUGACUCCAUCUGUGUAUCACCAAAACGAAUGGAUAGUUGCUUGAGUUGUAUUCUGUAUUUGAGUUGUUAUCUCUAAUUGCACGUUAAUUGCUCAUUGUCAGUCAUUUCCUAAAUUGUGGCAGUUGAUUGCAGACAAUUAAACCUUCUCUACUUUUUCAGUUCUAUUCUUUAUUAUAUUAGCCAGUCAAGCUUAAAUUAAAUUUCUAUUU
Vigna umbellata (rice bean) is the source of this 1482-nucleotide messenger RNA. The record is from RefSeq and is a predicted model, not a curated record. NCBI's taxonomy places the organism in Eukaryota, Viridiplantae, Streptophyta, Magnoliopsida, Fabales, Fabaceae.